Doryrhamphus excisus (bluestripe pipefish) is the source of this 3654-nucleotide messenger RNA. RefSeq names its product prolactin receptor b (gene prlrb). The record is from RefSeq and is a predicted model, not a curated record. Gene Ontology annotation, molecular function: protein binding; cytokine receptor activity. Lineage: Eukaryota; Metazoa; Chordata; Actinopteri; Syngnathiformes; Syngnathidae. Gene Ontology annotation, cellular component: external side of plasma membrane. Gene Ontology annotation, biological process: cytokine-mediated signaling pathway.
AUCAGCUGGGAUACAAUCCAGCACCCCCGCGACACUAGUGAGGAUAAGCGGCAUUUCUGUUUCUCCGGUCGCCCGUCAGCAAAAGCAAAGGUCUGAGAUUGAUAAUGUCCUGUUUUCAUAUUAUGUGGUUAACCAUUGUAAUUAAAAAACAAAGUAGAUCUAGCAGGUUCGUCAGCUUAUUGACAUAUUAAAAAUAACGACCUGACAAUGUCAAUCACAUUAUGAAACACAUAACGCCAACGCAUUGUCAGCACGAGAAAACAAACGCUUUCGACAAAGAAAUGUCUGUUUUUACCUGACUUUGAAGCGUCUGUCACCGCCGACUAUCUCCCCAAGUCUUCGCCAUCCUUUGGUGCCGGCUCGGUCCAACACUUCGCACAGCUUCUUCUCCACCUGCUCCUUCAGCGAGCUGAGCUGGCCGGAGGGCUCCAAAGACCCCGACAUGACGGAAGGGAAAAGCGCGACUCGCUCAUGGACGCGUCCGAAAAGUCAGCCAAAAAAGUUUUUUUUACAAAAGAACUCCGAAGAGCUUACUUCCGGGAAGAAGUCGCUCGAGAGCGACGCGGCCACGCCCACCGCUGGGUUUGAGGCUGCGCAGGAGAGCGAGUGGCGCGAGACCAGGCUUGUUUUUACUGCAAAUCUUCGUGUGAAAUCUUCAUAUGAAAUCUCAUACUAAUGUGACAACAUCACCAACACCAAAAAAAUAAUACACAGAUAUUUGCAAAUAAUGAACCAUAGACAACAAAAGAAAGCAUAAUUUCGUCAGCGUUUUAUCGGUCUGAUACUGCCAUUGGGAUCAGUCCUACCGAUAUUUGGAUCGACCCACACAACCACGGAAGGAAUCUGACGCCUACAAAAGCAACACCUUUGGCGGCCCUUGGAUGAAUUGUUGUGGGGGUAAGUGAACGCAACAUUAAGAUGUACUGCAACGCUGUAAACGUGUAGCAUGAUGUAUCCUUGCACAACGUAUGCUUUUAGGAUGCAGUUAGAGUUGUGUGGCGCCAGAAUGAACAUGAAUGAACAUAAAAACAUGUUUUUCCAUGUAUUUGCACACAAUACUGUAUAUACUGGCACAAAAAAUAAGACUAAGAUAGUUUGAACUUUUUGUGUUGACUGCUAUUAAAUGAUGUUUCCCCGUACAGUAGUACAGAGAAAAAAAAUAGCAGUCACUUCUGGUGUAUGUGUGUGUUUACUUGUCCAUUCCCCAGGAAGAAAAGCUUGUUCUUACAUCUCCAGCGGAUGAUUAAUUAAGUGCAACAGCAGCAAGGCUUUUUAUUGCUGCCAGGUAGGUGCAUGCAUGUGUGGAAUGAGCAAUCAUAGAUAACAAUGUGAUAACUUUCUAUGUAAUGCACGUCUCAUAUUCACUUGGCACGGUGCACCGUGUCAGUAAUGUCAGUAAUAAUGUAGAAAAUGUUGCUGCCCUUUACAGCACUAUGUUUGUGCUACAAACACAACACAGAGCCAAGCCGCAUGGCAUGUUAUGUCCUGAGCAGAAACUGAUGUGUGAUGCCAUUUCUUCCCCCUUUAUUUUGAUUGUAUUUUUUAGGGCAAAGGGCGUACCAUCUGCUGACAGAAUGAGCGGAGAUGCUUGUGUGGCGAUGCUGCUGCUGCUGCUUUCGGGUGCCAGAUGCAGGUCAUCCCCACCAGGGAGACCGGUCCUGCUCGGCUGCCGGUCCCCAGAUAAGGAGACCUUCACCUGCUGGUGGGAGCCGGGCAUGGAUGGAGGACUGCCAACCACACACCGCCUCUACUACCAGAGAGAACAACUGGAGGGAACGCAUGAGUGUCCAGACUACCACUCAGCUGGCUGGAACGCCUGUUUCUUUGACAAGAACCAUACGUCCAUUUGGGUGGACUACUAUCUGACUGUGGUGGCCUUCAAUGCCCUCGGGAACACCUCUUCGGACGUUUUCAAGAUAGACGUGAUGGAUAUCGUUAAGCCCGACUCACCUGAGCGUGUGGCGCUGGAGGUGGAAAACCAUGCAGAAAGUCUGACUCUACACGUGAGCUGGGACCAUCCGCGGAAUGUUGACACCAAAUCUGGCUGGGUCACGCUGGAAUAUCAGCUAAGAGCCAGACGACAACAACAAGGCAGCAACAACUGGAAGGAGUACAAGGCUGGUACACAAACCCGAUUCACGCUCUACAGCGUCCAACCCGGAGCAGUGUUCAUGGUCCAGGUGCGCUGUCAACUCGACCACGGAAUCUGGAGUGAGUGGAGCAACACCUCCUACGUCAAGAUUCCUAACAAUAUUCCCAAGGAAAAACCCUUAUGGAUCUUGGUUUUGGCUCUCUCUGUCUUUCUUUUUCUAACAGCUCUGGUCAUCGUGGUCACCAAGAGGAAAAGUGUGAAACAGUAUCUGCUUCCGCCUGUUCCGGGUCCAAAGAUACGAGGGCUUGAUGUCACACUUCUCAAGAGUGGGCAACCUGAAGAGCUCGUUAGUGCUCUGAUCAUCAAUCAGGGCUUUCGUCUCCCCGUGGCCUGGAAGGACCACAUGGAUGACUACCUGAUGGUAUCAGACAACAUUGGCGGGCUGCUACCAGACAAAGGGAGGAGGAGCUUGGUUAUGCCCCCAGGCUUCCACUUAGACUCACAACACAAGGAAGGAGCGGCACGGAAGAAGUGGGAUUUGUCCAGCGUGAAGACUCAAUCAGUCAUAAACCAGGUUGCAUCAAAUCCUGACACAGCCAACUGUCCUUACGUGGACCUCGGGGUCCAUGUGGAACCCGAGCCUGAGUCGGAUUACAGCAGAGUGAAAGAGAUGAAGUCUACAUUGUUCCCCAUGGAAAAAGGAAACCAGUGGGGCUGCAUGGACGGUCUGAGACCAGCGGCCCUGCUGGAGGACUACAGCCAGGUGGAGGAGGUGAACGGUGAUAAGAGAAUGGUGAUCCUCCAGAAAGGGGGCAGACCGUCUGACUCCUCGUGUAGACAAGAUGAGCACAGCCACAGAAAGAUAGUGCCCAGAAACCCUCACACAGACAUGGAUUUCUUUGAUGGCGAGUACGUGGACAAGGUCCCGACGCCAGCGCUUGGAAAACCUGCUCUAAUGUAGUGAAGGAUCGAUUCCUUUCUUAGAAAAAACAGUCACAAAACAAUGCAGGUGCGUUUUGAAACGUUUAUUUUCCCAUAAAUUUAGCUAAACUAUAUUGUACAUUUUUUGGGGACCAAAUGAAGCACUGUUAUAAUAAAUCCUAUUAUAAUAACGUAAUAUUUCCUUGAAUGUGUAAUCUUGUUGUGGAAUUGGUUUGUGACGUAUCUGUCAAAUUUUUGUUUCAGUAUGGGUUACAUUAGAAUCAGAAUCAGAAAUCAUGGCAAUAAACCUUUUCUGAUUCUGACAUUACAGUAUCUAUUUACAUUAUGCCUUUUUGCUCCAUUUCCCCCCUUUUUUAAGUAAUUUCGGCAAUGACUUCCACAGAUGGCCCCUGGCCACACUUUGGACACCCAAGUGAGUUUCACCAGGAAGUCAAGGUGCAGCCCGCCGAUAGAAGAUUGUGUCUAAGCUGUCUUUUUGGUUCUGUCGCGGGUCAGGGGUUGCAUUGUGGAGGGGUUUAUGCAGCGUUCAGAGUGGCAGUGUUCCCCUCCAGCUCGCCUGCUCGGCGGAUACUUCACUUUUUUGAUCGCUUUUAUAUAAUUACCAAUAAAUGCAUGACGCA